AUGGGCGCGAAGAUGGCGGCCCCGCUGCCCUACCUCUCUCUACCAAUUUUGGACGAAUUGGUUAAAUCUGUUGAGACCAAACCUGCUGAUGAGAAUGCCGUCAAGUUAAUGGCUUCGGGGAUUUUAAACCACUACUUUUCGGUUGCCAAUGGCUAUAUUGCGACUCCUGAACGAACCCCGGAUGGUAAUUCCCCCGACUCCAUCACUCUUCGCAUUCGACGUUAUCUGCCCCGUACACAGAGUUUCAUGGAUCACGCUGUUGCCGACAUUGUACCUAUGGGCGACCCAUUGCCCCUAUUGUUCGCCCAGCUCGAGAGCACUCCUGAAAAUUGCAACGCCGAUGCAUCAAUAUGUUGGAAGAUGAAAUUUUACGCUUGCACCAUUGAAUUCUACGAAGACCACCACUGCCUAGAACACCCGGGUCUUGUACCAUACCCCGCUCCAAAACACAACAUAUACCAUUUGCGGACCGAUUCUGAGGUAAUUGAUAUGAUGUUGAGGCAGAUGACAGAGCGUAACGUUCGAGGCCAGAUCAUAAAAACCACGAAUAUUUCGGAAAAUUAA
Messenger RNA from Ophidiomyces ophidiicola, 564 nucleotides. RefSeq lists its product as uncharacterized. The record is from RefSeq and is a predicted model, not a curated record. Bases 1 to 564 code for a protein of 187 amino acids. NCBI's taxonomy places the organism in Eukaryota, Fungi, Ascomycota, Eurotiomycetes, Onygenales, Onygenaceae. The transcript has a single exon.